This is a messenger RNA of Zingiber officinale, 3397 nucleotides long. Its product is annotated as ethylene-responsive transcription factor LEP-like. The record is from RefSeq and is a predicted model, not a curated record. NCBI's taxonomy places the organism in Eukaryota, Viridiplantae, Streptophyta, Magnoliopsida, Zingiberales, Zingiberaceae. The coding region runs from base 473 to 1327 and encodes 284 amino acids. Gene Ontology annotation, molecular function: DNA binding; DNA-binding transcription factor activity. Gene Ontology annotation, biological process: regulation of DNA-templated transcription. The transcript has a single exon.
UCACUAGGUUGGAUUUUUGAUAUCACACCUACUUGUCUUCUCUGCAAAAGGCUACAAGCGUUACUUAAUUUCAACUCAGUCAAUAAUAAACUUCUUGGUUCUGCAAACCAAUUCUUUACAUGUUCCCCUCUCAAGUCAAAAUAUUCACUUGAAAUGAGAUAAACCUCAAUAAACCAUUAAAAGAUUGCAUGUUACUAAAACUUUGAUCCACAAAGUGUUAUCCCACCACUCGAUAUCAUUAUAUUUCUUUCUGAUCUCCACUCUGAAUCAUUAGAUUGACCACUAUUGAUCAAAUUAAACAUGGGCCAACCUUCUUAUAUAAAAUGUCUAUCGAUAUAUUUCUCCCACCAGUCACCACUACCUCUACUAGUAUAUAAACCAAUACCAUACAUACUCUUCCACCACCAAACGAACACCAUCAUCUCAACAUCAUUAUUCAUCACCAUAUUAUUCCCCUAAUUCUCACUCUCCAAUGGGUUUUUCCUUCUUCUUCUCGUCUUCUGCCGCAAGUUCUGAUCUCAAUCAGGACAAGAAAAGCAAACGCAGGCAGCAAAAGGAACAUGACAACAGCAGUAGCAACGAAGUCAAUGGCAAUGGCGCCGAGGCGGGGGGCGGCUUCAGGUACCUUGGCGUGCGCCGUCGGCCCUGGGGACGGUACGCGGCAGAGAUACGCGACCCGGCGACAAAGGAACGGCACUGGUUGGGCACCUUCGACACGGCAGAGGAAGCGGCCGUGGCGUACGAUCGCGCCGCCCGCACCCUGCGGGGCGCACGCGCCAGGACCAACUUCGCCUACCCCGACCUUCCGCCGGGCUCCUCCGUCACCCCUUUCCUCUCGCCGGACCUCCAACCUCCACCAUCCUCCUUCCUCUUCUCCGAGCCGCCGGCCCCCGCUCUUCCGGAGUCCAUCCACCGCACGACUACCUUCCCCGCUCACGGAAAUCACGACGGGUACACUUCUUUCACGAGCAACGCGUCCAAUAACGACGGAGCAGCUCAUUACUACUACCAGCAGCAGCCAGAGGAGGGCUUCCAAUACACCAAUGCGACACGUCCGCCGUCUCCGCCGACGUUUCCAGCGGGGGUAUCAGCAUGGGAGUCAGGUGGCGCUCCGGUUGCCGCCGAGGAUGUGCUAACAGAGACAGGGACCGGGGGAUCAGAAACGUGGUGCGACGCCGGGGAGUUCAGCGGAUACGGCUCCCCAACCUCGCACGGGAUCUUCUUCGACGAAGGAUACGUGCACAGCCCCCUGUUUGGGCCAAUGCCGGCGGUGGAUGACGUCGCCUCCGACGGCUUCCAGCUCGGCAGCUCCUCUUACUACUACUGACGAGUGGGCAUACAAAGCUCGCCAUCUGCAAUCUGCAAUCUGCACUUCAAUUUGGGUUGCGCGCCCGACGGUGGACGUGGCGUUUUCCAUUUGUGUUUGGCCUGGUUCGGCUCCUGCUCUGCACUCCCUCCGGUGGCAAGUUGGGCUAUUUUAGAAGCGUCUCUUCUCCUUCAAGUUUACAAACUCCUUUCUUCCCUCCUUCAAGUUGGGCUUUGUACGUAUUGCUAUUCACUGUUCCUAGAGAGACUCCCUCUUUCUUCUGUGGCUAAAUGUAAGGGAGGUGGUUUCCCUUGUGCAAUGCAUUGAACAUUAUAUUUCGGAUAAAGCGAGCAUUCUCGACGAGUCCUGUGGGAAAUGGCUUUUUUGCUCAUGUGGUUCACUUCAAUGUCUCAAGCAGAUACAGCAGCCUUGGGCUUCCUUGUGCUGCUGGGCUUGGCCUUGGCCUUGGCCUUGGCCUUGACCUUGGUGGUCGAUUAUAGAUAGUAUCAGUCACUUGCUGGACCAUUGUUCACAUCAACUCCGAGUCUCUGGUUAAAGAAGAAGAGCACCACGGCUGUAGAAGAGAAUUCGAAUAGGAUCCUUUUUGGCGAUGGAGAAAAGAACGGUGGGUUGGGCAACGGGCUGAAGAAGAGCGUCGCUUUCAGAUUCCAAUGUCGCCCAUCGAGCUUAAGCAAUGCAGAGUGAGAUGGAAGGCAACUCUCGAAUCCUGGCAGAGUUGAGUUUUUGUCUAAAUGUGUCUGUAACGUUGCAUAAUUGAACAGAAAGGUUGCCUCUUGAUGAAAUUAACUAAGAUUUGAUACCAAUCUUGCCAUGAGAGAGGCUGUCAACAUCUCUGUCGGGUAUCAGAUCCUUUGCCUUUUGCCUUUGGCUUUGCCUUUGCCUUUGGCAUAGGUAGAAAGGUUCCUGAAGACGUCCUCUGCAGAAAUCCAGCUCGAGCGUCUCCUCCCCACCACCUUCGCUACAAAUAGGGCGUCGGAACUGCUCAAAUCUUCACCAUUCCAUAAUCUUCUCAAGUGCCUCGAAGAAAAGAACUAGGCGCGUGGCCAUGGCGAACCAACCGGUUGGACGCCCGUGGUUCCUCCGACUAGCUUCGCAAGCCCUUAUCGACCCGCCAGCUCCGCCGGCACAACCUCAGCCGGCGCAACCUCCCCCGGCGUCACCAGUUCGCCAAGCCUCACUGGCAUUUGGUCGAACAUCUUUGUUGCCUGCCCAAGCACCACCGCCACCACCUCCGUCGCCGGUGCCAACCCAGCCACAGGAGACACUACAGCCUACACAAACAACGAACGCUGCGGCCCCUUCACCGCCUGAGGUCCCGAAACCAGCGACGACUCCAAUGCUGCAACGCGUGGCGUCACCGAGGCCUGUGACAGCGGCCCCGGUAGCAAACCCAUCCCCUCCGUCUCGGGCCGACGCCGCAAACUUUUCCCCGCCUGAGGUUCCGAGAUCAGCGCCGACGGCGACCCCAAUGCUGCAACGCCUGCCGUCGCCGAUACCUGUAACAGCGACAACCCGAUCCCCACCUCCUCCGCAAUCUCCCAAAGUGAUCAAUUCCUCUUCUGCGUCUCUGAUACCGCAUCCAGAGCCCGAUCCGAUCGCCGAAUCACAACCAAAGCAAACCAUCGAGCAAAACAGCUCAAACAAGAAUUCCGACAAGAAAAUCCCCUUUUUUCCCACCAAAGCAGAAGGAAAAAAUUCAGCGACCGCGAACGAGAACAGAUCGACAACCAAAAGCAAAGAUCAGGGGGAGACGAGAGCGAUUACCAUCGCAGGGCAAAACAUGGGGGCGUUCCUUGAUCUCUCCCCUUCCUACGGCCUUCAGCAUCAGAUCAGAAAGCAGCAGGUUCGUCCCACGGUCGGCGACACUUGGUUCAAGGACCUGAACAACGGAGCACACAAGGAAGGCAAGCCGGCAAAGGAAUCGAACAGCAACGACAACAAGAACAAGCAACAGCAGAAGCCGAUGAUCUCGCUGGUAAACAGCAAUGUGCAAAGCGUCAACAAUUCAUUGAUGCUCAAUGCUUCGUGCGACCAAGGAAGCCCCGGCGUGCACAUCAAGCUCACCAGGAA